Molecule: messenger RNA, 1011 nt
Organism: Aspergillus nidulans FGSC A4
Lineage: Eukaryota; Fungi; Ascomycota; Eurotiomycetes; Eurotiales; Aspergillaceae
Exons: 6
Coding region: 1-1011 (336 amino acids)
Source: RefSeq, a predicted model, not a curated record
AUGGCAAACAAAUCAAAGAAGAAGAAGUCACACGGUCCGAAGGGACUUUCUAGCAAUAACGUCAAACCACUCCAGGUCUCUGACUCUGAGAAACUGCGUAAGAAUAACACCAAGGCAGCGGUGACCUCGUUCCAUGUUGAAGACACCGAUCGCGCUGGCCUACCUUCGCCACGACUUCCCAUAUCCGAAUCUUCCCAGUGCCUUAAGCAACACAAGCCCACUCAAGCGGACUCCCCGAAUGAAAAUUCAAUUCGAAGGCGUAUUCGAACCCUCACAUUAGGCUCGACAAAGACGCCCUCCGGUCUCAGACACAGCUGGGAAUUUAAGUCCUCCUCGGCCCAAAGCUCACACAUAUGGUCGAAUUCCUUUCGUGACUCCGUCUCAACACAAGAGAGCAACUCGCCGCAAGACAGUCCAGCUUCGGUUUUAACGAUUAUUCAGAAUCCGAAAGAAAAGGGACGAAUUGAUAGAACAUCCAGCUCUUCCAGUAUCCUGAAAUACAUCCGGUCACCGACUGAUUAUAUGAUGAUCGACCUCGAUUACUGCGAGGCCCAGGCAGCUAUGAACAGCAGUAGGCCCAACACAAGCGCCCCAAAAAUUGGGAAGAGCUCGUUCGAUGAACUGCUGGCCUAUGUCCGCCGCGUGACCAGAACCGAGAUUCGAACGAUAGUAGUCGAUGAACUCAAGGCACCUUGCAGACCGAACGAGGCCAGAAUCUGGGAUCAUAGAAACCUUUGGUGUGUCGAUUGCCAAGAAGUUGAUCAAAAGGCUGCCGAUGAGAACUUAAACAAGGAGGUAAUCAAACAGGCCAACCAUCUUGCAAGGAUCAUAGAAUAUCUCAGCAUCCAUGCCAAAGAUGUUAGCACCUUCUCGCAGUGUACCCUUCCCGACGGGUGUGGGCGUUACGUGUGCCCCAACUGCUGUGGUGUCUGUCCGAACGAGGUAUGCCGCGAUAUUCAAUGCAAGGAAUGCAAGCCGAAUGUUUGGGAGACCUGUGAUUGGCACAAUUGA